CGGGAACUCCUGAUUUGGCUAAGAUUGAAGCACUCGACUAUCGUACCGCUACUUGGCACCGCGACGGUCGAGUCUCCAUUUCCGGCUCUCGUUUCCAAAUGGAUGUCUUCUGGGACAUUAUAUAUGUACCUUGAGCAAGUUACCGCUACCGUUUCAACUAAAAUUGAAUUAGUGAGUCCCUUGUUCACAACAAUCACAUUCGCCAAGCAUUCAUCGGUUUUAUGCUACAAGGCCAUAGGCGCAAAUGUGCUCAUAGAUGAUUCGGGGAAUCCACGUCUCACGGAUUUCGGUCUCGCGACAGUCGCAGGGGAUGCAGAGUUGCAGUUGUCCAUGACGACCGCGACCCGCACCUUAGAUUCUCGAUGGCGUGCGCCUGAAAUCGUUGGAAUCGAGCGUGACCCUGAAAAACCGUCUUUCAAGAGUGAUAUCUAUGCCUUGGGUGGUGUUAUUUUC
Molecule: messenger RNA, 453 nt
Organism: Suillus subaureus
Lineage: Eukaryota; Fungi; Basidiomycota; Agaricomycetes; Boletales; Suillaceae
Product: kinase-like domain-containing protein
Exons: 2
Biological process (GO): protein phosphorylation
Molecular function (GO): ATP binding; protein kinase activity
Source: RefSeq, a predicted model, not a curated record